AUGCCGUUUGGGUCAUCUAUGGAUGCCUGGGCAUCCUUCUACGACUAUCCUAGCGACGAGAUUGAGGAAGAGGAUGCUGUCGGUUCGGCUCGGGCAUCGUCCGAGCUUGACCAUGCCGAAGCUUCGUCGCGGGGCCACCGAAUCAGCACAAUACGAAUGUCGCCCCUCGCGCCCAACGCCGUCGUCUUUUCGGCAUUGCAGCCAAUGCAGCCUCCGCACGACAGGCAGUUCUCCACGAUCUGGCAGAACACUCAGCCGUUGGAGCCUUUUAGGCGUAAUGAUAUGCAUUCAUCAGAUCUUGCAGCAAAUCUCGAACGUUUCCAACAAGAUACGGACAGUCCUCUAGCCCCUCGGCACACCUCUCCGCAGCGCGACUCCAAAAUCAUCCCGCACGCGGCAGAGUACAAUGCAACGCAGACCGGCCUGCCAAGGCAAGAAGAAACUUUCAGUUACAACACAACCCCUCCCCUGGCGCUAGUUGAGCGACGCAUGGCUAAGACGUGGAUAGGGCUCACGUGGGGAGAGAUCAAGUUGCUGUCUCUGGCUGGCGCCGGAUUUUUCAUGGACUCCUACGACCUCUUCAUCAUCAAUAUGGUCUACCCGAUCUUGCUUUUGGCAUACUAUCCCGUGGGGGUACACAACAUCGAGUGGGGCUUGGCGGGCGGAGUUCUGAAAGCUUCGGCAAGCAUGGGGAACGUGGUGGGUCAACUGCUUUUUGGCUUCUUGGGAGACUUUUGGGGCCGAUCGGUACUGUACGGAAAGGAGCUCAUGCUGGCCAUGGCUGCAAUCAUUCUCAUGAUUUCAGCCCCAGACAGUCUGCACGGACAAGGUGUUACGAUAUGGAUCGCGGUGUUUCGCUUCUUGAUGGGCAUCGGAAUCGGCGGCGACUACCCUCUCUCGGCCACGGUUGUCGCGGAUCGAUCCAGUUCAAAGACCCGAGGAUUGUUGCUGUCUCUUAUCUUCAGCAAUCAGGGAUGGGGUGCUCUUUUCGCAGCGCUAGCGUCACUGGCCGUCGUUGGAGCCUACAGAUCGUCGAUCCUGUCCGGCAAUUUGACCGAGCUUAGCGGAGCGUGGCGCAUCCUGCUCGGCCUUCCUCUUGCACCAGGCUUUGCGGUGCUCUAUUUCCGUCUCACGCUGGUCGAAUCAGCACGUUUCUUACAAGCGCGAUAUCUGCAGGAUCACGACGAUCUGGCGACUCACGCUUCGGCGGCAGGGGUCGCCAUGCCCAAAAGCGUUGAGAGGUCCGAGACGAAGAUCGCACCUGCAAGCAUCUACACCGGCACACAUAUGCUCAAGAAGGCACACAACGGACGCAAGAUUUCCGAGACGCCUUCGUCGAUCUCGUCACCUCUGAGCUCAAGCGGCGAAAGCCGCUACAAUGUUUACGGCCAGUCAGAGAUCGUUCGUCGUCCAAGCCUAGCACGACCGCAACUACCUUCACCUCGAGAGUUGCGUGAGGCGAUGCGUAAGGCCGCCACACAAAGUAAAGGUUUGUCGUUCCGCUCGAUCGGUGUCGCUCGCAACGACUUUUGGGAGUAUUUCAGCGAGUGGAGUCACCUUCGAGUGCUUAUUGGCACCUCCCUUUCGUGGUUCCUGGUCGACAUCACCUUCUAUGGCAUCAACCUGAACCAAUCGGCCAUCUUUUCGCUCAUUGGAUACACGCAGGGCAGUCCUUGGCAUCGCAUCUACAAACUGGCGUUGGGCAACCUGAUCGUUGUGUUAGCCGGAUUUCUUCCAGGCUACUAUCUCACCGUAGCAUUCAUCGAGGUGACUGGACGCAAGAAGAUCCAGUUAUUUGGAUUCGCGGCCAACUCGGUGCUUUUCUUGGUGCUCGCCCUCACCUACAACACCAUCAUCCAUCAAGCCGGCCCUUUCUUUGCCGUCUUUGUUCUGCUGCAGCUCAGCUUCAAUUUUGGGUCGAAUAGUACCACGUUUGUGGUUCCCGCGGAAGUGUUUCCCACGCGAAUCCGCGCCACGGCGCAUGGUUUUUGUGCAGCCAUGGGCAAACUUGGCAGCAUCGUGUCCUCGCUCGGAUUCAGCGUGUUAGCGAAUGAUCCACGCUUCGGUCAUACAGGCAUCUUUUGGCUAUUUCUGGGCGUGAGCUUGCUCGGGCUCAUCGUCACUCUACUGAUGGUGCCGGAAACCAAAGGAUACGAUGCCGACGCGGUGGAUCGUCAAGAGCUAUUGGAACGCUCGAGGAUGGCUUAA
Molecule: messenger RNA, 2208 nt
Organism: Pseudozyma hubeiensis SY62
Lineage: Eukaryota; Fungi; Basidiomycota; Ustilaginomycetes; Ustilaginales; Ustilaginaceae
Product: inorganic phosphate transporter
Exons: 1
Coding region: 1-2208 (735 amino acids)
Biological process (GO): transmembrane transport
Cellular component (GO): membrane
Molecular function (GO): transmembrane transporter activity
Source: RefSeq, a predicted model, not a curated record